UUCAAAUAUUUUUAAUAGUGUUGAAUGUUAUGAUCCUAGUCAUGAUUAUGUAGUCAAUAUUGCUAAAAUGUUUUAUCGUCGCUAUGGUGCGGGCGUAGGAGUUUCAGACGGUGUUCUGUAUGCAAUUGGUGAUUCUAAUGGAUCAGUGGUACUUAUUAGUGCUGAAAUGUAUAGACUAAGUGACGAAGAAUGGUCUUCUAUUUAUGAUAUGAAUCUUUCCCGAUAUAGGCCUGUGGUAAUUGCAUUAGAUGGUUUAAUGUAUGUGAAGAGUGGAGUCAAAUCUGCUGCUUCUGCCAACAUAGAAAUUUACAACCCUAAAAUCGAUACAUGGGAAGUCAUGGAAUUUGACGAAUCUGACGUGUUUCCAGGUUAUAAGAUUUAUGCUGGUAUGGUUAUUAAUGGGCCAUCACAUUUCAAGACUAAUUAG
Molecule: messenger RNA, 427 nt
Organism: Myzus persicae (green peach aphid)
Lineage: Eukaryota; Metazoa; Arthropoda; Insecta; Hemiptera; Aphididae
Product: kelch-like protein 2
Exons: 2
Coding region: 68-427 (119 amino acids)
Molecular function (GO): protein binding
Source: RefSeq, a predicted model, not a curated record